This is a messenger RNA of Brassica rapa (field mustard), 2197 nucleotides long. RefSeq lists its product as uncharacterized. NCBI's taxonomy places the organism in Eukaryota, Viridiplantae, Streptophyta, Magnoliopsida, Brassicales, Brassicaceae. The record is from RefSeq and is a predicted model, not a curated record.
AAGGUUUCUUUCUUGGUUAACUUUAUAUCUGUUUAAAUUACACACAAAAAAAAAUACAAAGAGAUAAUAAUCCUGAAAUUUCUUACACUUCCAAAAUUAUGGAAAGCGACGUCACAAAAUUACCAGCCGUAAUUUAUAAAUUAAGAUAUAUAAGUUCACUUUAUAAAGCGAAUUUUAAAAUAUAUAAAAUACAGUUCAAAAUAGAACUAGAAGAUUAUGCAACUUCAUCUCUUCUCUAGCCUUUCAUAUUCAAAAAAAUCAAAAUGAUAUUUUCUACAUAUUGUCAUGAUUAUACAAUCUAUAUUUACCGCAAAAAGAUAGGUAUGAAAAAGAAAGAAGACAAUAAUGGAACAUUACAAAUUCACAACAGAUACUUUAACAUGUAAACUUAUAUCCUUCCCUUUUAGUUGCAUUAAGAAGAUUUUCAAGACUCACUCAUCAGACGAAAGGCUAAUUACAAUAUUUACAAAAUUAGCGUUUGCAAAACAUAUUUACAAAUAACACCCAUUAGUCAUUACUCAUCAGGGUAACAUCUGAAAUUAAUAAAAACUAAAUGGACAAAUAUGUAAAUAAAGAAAAGAUAGGAAGACCCCUUUUACUUAAAUUUGACUUGGUACACGCUUUCUCAUUCAGACAGUCUCCUUCUCUCUCUCGCGAAUCACGCUCUCUGUCUCUCCGACACUGUGCUUGCUAAGUCCUCUGUUGCAGUCUCCAAUAAUGGCGUUUUCUAAGCCACUUUUCUUUCUCGUCCUCCUUACGCUCUCCCUUUCCCGUGAAGUCGCUUCUUCUUCUUCCUCCUCCUCAGAGAACAAUGGCUGUAGUAAUGGUGCACAUGAACACUGUUCGGUCGACGAACUCAAAUCCACCGUCUCUUCUCUCCAAUCAAUCAUCAAGGAGAAGAAUCAAGAACUGCACAGCAAAGAGGAGCAGAUUAGAGUAUUGGAGUUAUAUAUCCGGGAGAAGUCAUACUUGUUUGAGACUGACAUAGAUUUUAUUCAAUCUGAGAAUCCUGUGAAGCACGGGAGUGAAGCAGAAGAAAAGGUUUAUGAACUUGAGAAGCAGGUACUGAGACUUAAAGGGGAAGUGGAGUUACAACGUAAUAAAAGGCUCCAAGUGGAAGCUCGAGCUGAAACCGCAGAUGAGAAAGGUGAAGAGUUUAGCUCGAAGGUAGAAAAUAUCGAUAUGAAGUGGUUCUUCUCUAAGCUUGGUCUUAAACCGAACAAAACUCAGUUGCAGGCAUAUCUAAAGACUCUAUGGCACCAACAUCUUAGUCCAAAUCUUCAUAUCACUCUUCAACAGGUUUCCUUGAAAAUUAAACAAGUCCAGAAAUGGUCAGAGCCUCACAUUGAAACCAUGAACUCAAAAUGGAUUCCAAGCAUCAAAGAAGCUUGUGUAACAUUAACCAUUUAUUUAGAACCAAAGGUUCACUAUUUAACAGAGAAGUCCAUCGAGGUGUUAUCUAUGUCUAAGCAGGCUUUCACGCCACAUAUCAUCCAAGGCUUUGAUGUCUCAUGCUACUAUCUUGAGGUAAUUAGGACACAUACAGCCCCAUACACAAGCCAAGUUAUGACCAUAGCGAAACCACACUUGGAGAAAGUACAAGUCGCCUUAGAGCCAUAUACAGAACACGUAAGGCAUGGCUUUAAAAAGUUAGUUGACUCCACCAAAGUCUACCAUCAGCAGGCUCAAGAAAUGCUGAAGAACAAUGAGAUUACAAAACCGGUUGCUACCAUGGAUUUAGCUUGGGUUGGGGCCACAGCUUUGAUUGGUUUCCCUCUCAUAUUCAUCAUCAAAUUUCUUUCUGCUGUCUCCAAUCCUAAGGGGAAGAGGAGAUACACCCAUAAACAAGAACCAAGCACUGGAUAUCGACGGGCCAAACGCCGUCAUCCUCACCAUUGAAACAAUAUAAACUAUAACUUCAGGAGAUCAAAAAGGUGGUUUGUAUUUACCUUUUUGGAUAAGACUUAUUACAGUUACUAGUUUUAGCUGAAGAUGUUGAGUAGAGCUGUUCUCUCUCUCUAUGUAGUGACAAAUCUUAGAACAAUUUUCUUCAGUCAAGAGAAGAGAAAGAAAAGAGUUGUAAAACUUUCUCACAUUAUACAAAGUACACUGGUUCGGGAAAUUUGACUUGGCAUGUUUAUCUAUCCAGGCCCAGAUCAAUUGGGCUUGUACAAUUCGAACUAAAAAAGCCUCUGUA